Solanum dulcamara is the source of this 2406-nucleotide messenger RNA. RefSeq lists its product as uncharacterized. Bases 367 to 1821 code for a protein of 484 amino acids. The transcript is spliced from 10 exons. The record is from RefSeq and is a predicted model, not a curated record. NCBI's taxonomy places the organism in Eukaryota, Viridiplantae, Streptophyta, Magnoliopsida, Solanales, Solanaceae.
UGGCAACUGUUCAAUCGCCACAUAACCUAUUUAUAGUGACUAAGGUCGCCGCCAUUUCUUGUCGUUUCGAGAUUGAUAUAAAGCAAAAAAGCCCCCAAAAUUCCCUUAAAACUUGUCGUCCUCAUCAUCAACUCAUGUGACCCCAAAUCAGAUUUCGAGGGUUGCUUCAUCACUCUCUCAAUUCUCUGGGCAUAGAUUAAAAGCGUCAAGAAUUGAACAAGGAAGGCUGUUUGGCUUACACUUUUUCCACCCCAUCGGUUAAGAGGCAGAAGAAAUGAAAAUGAAGAUCCACAGAUCAUCAGCAGAUAACAUUUGCUGGCAGCUGUUCCUGAACUGCUAUUGACUUAAGUGUAUGAACCUUCUGAAAUGGCAAGAUUUGCACGAGGUAGAGGUAGAGGUCGGCGAGCUGGAAGGGGCCAUGGGCGUGGUAAUAUUGAAGGAGUACGUGAUAAUUUUGCAGUGGCAUCAUCCGUAAAUAAUAAUCCACCACAUAGACCUAUACUGGAUCAAGCAUCUCCGCCACAAGCACAACCAGCAGGGAUUCCUAAAGCAAUUCAGUGGACUUCUCCUUCCUUAAGGACCCCUGGAACAAGUCAAAGACGAUUGUCCGGGUCACAAUUAUCAAGCAAUAUGGAAGGAAGUGUACAUCCCUCUUCAGAGAAUUUAAAUAGCGGUGAAGUUUCUUGCAGCAAAUCUAAGAAAGGAAGGGGAAAAUAUAGAUCUAUAAACGUGGAAAUGAAAACCAAAUAUGGGGGUAAAAUCACAGUUCAUAUUCCGGAUGACAUUGAUAGAGCUGUAGGUCCCGGGGCUAGAGAUAUUGUCAAUUAUUGUGGCUUGACCAUGAGGAGCACUAUCUCGUUUAGAGAUGGUGAUUGGGCAACAAUUUUUGCAAAACAUGGAGAAACAAUGUGGCUGAAAGUGAAGGAGAAAUUUGAAGUAGGUGGUGGUAGGGGAGAGAAUGUGCUGCUAGGUUUUGUGGCCAGUACUAUGAAAAGGCUUUUUAGAACGUGGAAGACUCGGUUGCAUGCUGAAUAUUUGCGUUUUAAUACUGAUGAGGAGAGACUGUCCCAUCCGCCAAAAGAUGUUAUGCCUGAGGAUUGGAAAUUUCUGAUACAAUAUUUUGGAAGCCAGGCAUUCAAGGCUAAAAGUGAGAGAAAUAAAAUAAACAGGAAAAAGCAAACAACAAAGCAUUUAUGUGGUUCAAAGUCUUUUGCAGAAGUAGAGGAAUCAACGAGAGAUCCUCUUACUGGAGAAAAGGCACCACCAGAUCGUGUCUGGGAGCUCCAACAUACGCGUAAGAAUGAUAAAGGAGAACUGUUGUGGUCAGAUCAACAAUCUCAACAAAUUCACGGCCAGAUCCAUAAACUUGUGGUUCAACAACAAUAUGAACAAAACGAGAAUCCAAUGGCUGGAGAUGAGAUUUUAGCUACUGUACUUGGCGAGAGAACAGGCUAUGUCCGUGGAAAAGGUUAUGGAAAGACGCCUUUAAAAAAGAGCCGCACGCAACAUGAGUACUUAGAAUCUAGCCUGUCUUCGGCAAUAGAAAGUGUGCGCCAAGAGAUGCAAGCUGACAUGGAUCGUAAGUUGCAAGAGGAACGUGAGCAAAUGCGAGCUGAAAUGGACAAAAGGUUUCAAGCACAGAUGGAAAAGGAGCGUAGACAAAUGCGAGUAGAAAUAGACAAAAGGAUCCAAGAUCAGAUGGUGGCUAAUUUAAUGGUCGGAAUGCAACAGGGUCAAGGUUCUUCUACUGCCCGAGUUAGCAAAGGCAAAAAGCAAAACAGCCCUGAAGUCAGUUGGGGUGUCAAGCGUAAACGUAAGUAAACUUAUCAGGCUUAAUGAAGAAAUGUGCAAUUUAUGGGAAGAGAUUUUUACACACUGUGAUAUUCAGGUAUUAAUAUAUCUAUCAUUUAGCCUGUUUUUCCCUUACCCGGUAUAACCGACUUUUUGUAUAAUAUGUUAAAAUUAGAUUUGUUAAAAUUAGAUUGUCUCAGUUGUUGAAUUUUUGAGCUUAUAUCUUCAAAGUCGACUUUGAAAACUUUGAGUCCUAUUGCUUGUUAGUUGACAAAAUCGAUUUGUUGUUGUGUUUGGAGCUCAAAAAGUGGUUAGAGUGUACUGAUUUUGUACGAUUUGGGCGAUGAAAAUCAUAUUAGAAAGGUAAACCACCAUUGUUUAACAAAGCUUGAAGGAAUGAGUUUGAAUUUCAUUUAUUUUUUUGGGUGAGAAAUUUGGAGUGUAGAGACACUUUGUAAGUAGUCUAAGGAGGUUGCUACAAAAUUUAAAGUCAUUUGCAGGAGAGGACUGGUUUUGAACAAAAAUUGUAAUCGAAAAUUGCAGAAGUUCGGCUCUACGGUUAGAGAUGUAUUAUACAUUUUAUACAGUGUUAAUAGACAUCAAAGGUUGAUAUGU